UAUGUUCCCCACUCCCUCUCCAGCUAUAAAAGCAAUAGUGACGCGUCACCAGGUCUUCUUCUCACGUCAGCCACAGCAGACACUUCUCGUCCCCACACCGGAAUCCACAAGAAUCAUGUCUGACACCGAGCGCACCUUCAUCGCCGUCAAGCCCGAUGGAGUCCAGAGGGGACUCGUCGGAGACAUCAUCAAGAGGUUUGAGCAGAAGGGCUUCAAACUGGUGGCGAUGAAGAUGACAACGGCCAAAGUUGAGCUUCUUCAGCAGCACUACGCAGACCUGAAGGAGAGGCCCUUCUUCCCCAGCCUGGUCAAAUACAUGAGCUCUGGGCCUGUGGUCGCCAUGGUGUGGGAGGGUCUGAAUGCAGUGAAGACCGGCAGAGUGAUGCUGGGCGAGACCAACCCAGCCGACUCCAAGCCUGGUACCAUCAGGGGCGACUACUGCAUCCAAGUUGGAAAGAACAUCAUCCACGGCAGCGACUCUGUGGAGAGUGCCAAGCACGAGAUCAGCCUGUGGUUCAAGGACGACGAGGUGUCCAGCUACGUCAGCUGCGCCCAGAGCUGGCUGUACGACUAAACCCACCUGCCCCCUCUCCUACAACCCGGACACCGGACACGCUGGUGGACGACCAGUGUCUUUGCCCCUUUGGUGUUCCUCCCUUCUACCCACGGAGGGCAGACGGCGGAUCCGUCAAGGCGACUCCCCCCCCCCCCCGUCAUGUCUUACUGUACCGUUUUGGGUCUGCUUUGUGGACCUGAAGUCCUUGUUCCAUUCCGGCUUCCUUGUUCCAUUCCAGCUUCAAACACCUUUCCCCAAGUUGCAUUCCUUGUGAGAGUAUCAUGAUGGUUUCUGCUGCUAAAAUGGUGAUUUUGGUUUUUGAAUAAAACUUGACAAGAUCUCAA
Messenger RNA from Gadus chalcogrammus (walleye pollock), 900 nucleotides. RefSeq names its product nucleoside diphosphate kinase B-like. Gene Ontology annotation, molecular function: nucleoside diphosphate kinase activity. The record is from RefSeq and is a predicted model, not a curated record. The transcript is spliced from 5 exons. Lineage: Eukaryota; Metazoa; Chordata; Actinopteri; Gadiformes; Gadidae. Bases 2 to 574 code for a protein of 190 amino acids. Gene Ontology annotation, biological process: GTP biosynthetic process; CTP biosynthetic process; UTP biosynthetic process.